Molecule: messenger RNA, 1338 nt
Organism: Musca domestica (house fly)
Lineage: Eukaryota; Metazoa; Arthropoda; Insecta; Diptera; Muscidae
Exons: 2
Coding region: 150-722 (190 amino acids)
Source: RefSeq, a predicted model, not a curated record
ACCAAACAAAAUCAAGAAGUACGCAAAAUUGUGGAAGAUGCCAGAAGACCACGAAGGACUCCGGCAACACAACAACAAUAGUAACAACAACAACAAGAACAACACUACAAUAACGAAUUUUUUUUGAGACCCAAAGGCCAAAUCAAAAUAUGGCUGCCUACUUGCCCAAUCAAGACUGCCGUUUAGAUGAUCGCAGCCGCAGUCCCAACCAAUCCGCACGUCCAACAGCGAGAAGUUCUAGCAGACCCAGACGCCCAACCGAACCCAUUCCCAGCAGACCGGCUCAUAGACACCGCAGACUUCCCAGUUCCACAUCGCCAGAAAGACGUCAACGAAGCCGCUCCGCUGCAAGAUCCCGCCAACGCCAAGAACGACCCAGCUAUUGGCAGUAUUCCUGUGGGUUGUGUCAGGAGGACCAUGCCCUCAGUGCUUGCGAGAGGUUUCGCCACCAGACCCCCUUCCAGCGCUAUGAGACUGUGGAGCGUAGGGGGUACUGCAGAAAUUGCCUUGCCAGAAGUCAUUUGGCCCCUGACUGUCCGUCGUUGACUGGUUGCAGGAGGUGCAACAAUCGGCAUCAUACGCUGCUACACGGGGCGUCUCAGCUGGAGGAAGUAUCUCUAAACGUGGAAGUUGUAACAACACCAAACUUUGCGUGGGAUUUGGCAGCGAUUUACCACCUUUACGGUUUCGCCCCGCCGCACAAACAGCCACUGGAGUCUUAGAGUCAAUGCCUUGAUAAUCGAAGAUUUGCCCAGGCGCAUUUACUCGGACCCGAUCCUCGAGGACCCCACAAGAAGUUUCAGAAAUUGCGCCCUAGCCGACCCUGAUCCCCGAGGCAACAAUCCCGUCGAUGUGGAACUGGGUGCUGACGUUUACUCAGCCAUAAGAAAAGACGAGUGCAAGGAGGCUGGAAUUGGAGAUGUCCUGGCCUAUGAUACCCAGCUGGGUUACGUGUUUGCAGGUCCAAUAAAAAAUAUGCCAAAAAUAUAAAGAACAAUAUUGUAUUUCAAAGAUGAAUGUAAACACUUGUCAUUCGGGGGCCAGAAAUGUUCAUAAAAGAUGCUAGUUUUUUGCGCAACAGUGUUGUUUGUUACAUUACCGGUGGCUGCAUAAAUAACAUCAUAAAAAAAUGAUGUACAUAUACACACACACAUGCACAUAUAUGCAGCCACCGGUAAAUUCCAAUGCUGAAUUCAAAUAAAUAAGCAUCGUCACCAGCCAAAACAGGUUUGCUGUGACGAUGCAAAUUGGAGGUAGAUCAGUUCUGUCUCAAAUUUAAAAGCGCAUACGCAAGGUUCCCCCCCGAAGUGAACAGUGCCCAAAACAGAAAAAAAAACA